AGCUCAUUCAGUGCGUCUAACAUGUCAGAGACAGAAACAGAGAGAAUGGAGCACACUCAGAUGGUAAAGCCAGAGACCCUGGAUGAUCUGAUUAAAAUUCUCCACCAGAUUUUCGAAAGUGACAAUGUCAAUAUUGAGGAGGUACAGAAUAUAAUGGAGGCAUAUGAAAGUAAACCACAGGAAUGGAUGAAAUUUGCAAAAUUUGACCAGUACAGGUAUACCAGGAAUCUCGUCGAUGAAGGCAACGGCAAAUUUAAUCUUAUGAUUCUGUGUUGGGGUGAAGGGCAUGGCAGUAGUAUCCAUGACCAUGCAGACUCACACUGCUUCCUGAAGCUUCUACGGGGCCAGCUGAAGGAGACUCUGUUCGAAUGGCCUGAUUGUAAAUCACAUGGUGACAUGCUCCAAAAAUCUCAGCGCAUCUUGCAGGAAAACCAGUGUGCUUAUAUUAAUGAUUCCAUUGGCCUGCACCGGGUAGAAAACGUCAGUCACACGGAAUGUGCAGCCAGCUUGCACUUGUACAGUCCUCCUUUCCAGCAAUGCCAGACGUUUGACCAGAGAACGGGACAUAAGAACACAGUCAAAAUGACAUUCUGGAGUAAAUUUGGCAAGAGGACACCAUUUGAAACUACCAUCUCACAAGAAAAUAACUGAGAAUGGGGAAAACUUUACAUCCACAAAUUCAGGCCUGGUUAAAACAACAAUGUUGACAUCAUUAUUUUUAUGAAAUACAAAAAUAUUGAUUUGAUACGUUUCACUAAAUUUGCAAAAGACAUUUUUUGAUAGGGACUCAGUAAUUAAAGAGGAUUGGUCUUGACCCAGUGUAUGCUUGAUGCUGAGCACAUUAUAAGGGGCCUGAAUAGAAGAUCUGUUCUUUGUUCACUUGGUUUGAGAAAGGUCCUAACAGCAUUCCUAAGCAUCUGUGACCUGUCUAAUCACACUUUUGUACUGUUACUGGGCCUGAAAUUCUCUUGCCUAAACAUAUAAUUUAUAAGAAGCUAUUUUGAUUAUUUUUUUUUUUAAUUGUGGUCACAAAACCGUAAUUAACUAAAAAGUCCACUCAUGAAAUGUAAUGAAAUGAAAUACCUUUAUGUAAAAUGGAGCACUUUCUUUUAUUGAUGUGUUAAUUUCAAUGUAAACUAGCAUGGUUUAUCACCACCACAUUGUAACAUAACACCUUAUGUAGUCUAAAGACUUAUUUUUUAUACAAUUCAUUGUCAGUAAAUUAAAUAUGGAAUAUUUGAUGUUAGGACGAACAAAGAGGAUAGUAAUUGUGUUUAGUAUCUUAAGCCUAGAUGUUUUAUUUAAAAUUGAACUUAAGUCUUAUAUAGCAAUGAUUUUUAGAUAAAAAUAGAAGAAGAAUUUAGUUGCACAGUGAAUGAGACUUGUUUUUCGAGCUAUAACUGUCGAGGUAUUUAUAGCUUUGAACAGCUUUUUCUAGCAUGGCUGUUUAAUUCAUCAGCCAGCCAUUAGGAUUAUGAUGAUGAUGAAAAAGCUUUGCAAUAACUGUACAACAUUAAAUGAUAUUUCUGCAUUGUUUCCAAUUAUCGUUGUCUGUCCUGUAUAAUAAAAUUGUUUGUCACUCUUUGGUGCUAAUAACCUGA
Molecule: messenger RNA, 1601 nt
Organism: Tachysurus fulvidraco (yellow catfish)
Lineage: Eukaryota; Metazoa; Chordata; Actinopteri; Siluriformes; Bagridae
Gene: cdo1
Product: cysteine dioxygenase, type I
Exons: 5
Coding region: 22-651 (209 amino acids)
Biological process (GO): L-cysteine catabolic process
Molecular function (GO): ferrous iron binding; cysteine dioxygenase activity
Source: RefSeq, a predicted model, not a curated record